Molecule: messenger RNA, 6012 nt
Organism: Tympanuchus pallidicinctus (lesser prairie-chicken)
Lineage: Eukaryota; Metazoa; Chordata; Aves; Galliformes; Phasianidae
Gene: ACBD6
Product: acyl-CoA binding domain containing 6
Exons: 7
Coding region: 27-932 (301 amino acids)
Molecular function (GO): fatty-acyl-CoA binding; protein binding
Source: RefSeq, a predicted model, not a curated record
GAUGGCUGUGCGCGCGGACCGGCGCCAUGGCGUCGCCCCCGCUGGCGGCCGGGAGCGGCGGCGAGGGGAGCUCGGACUCGGCGGGGCCGGAUCCGUCCGAUCGGCAGCUGUCCACCUUGUUCGAGCAGGCGGCCGAACGGCUGCCCGCCCUGCUGCCCAGCGCCAGCAAGGAACAGCUGCUGUACCUGUACGCUCGCUACAAGCAGGUGAAAUUUGGAACCUGUAACACUCCAAAGCCAAGUUUCUUUGAUUUUGAGGGGAAGCAGAAAUGGGAAGCUUGGAAAGCCCUGGGAGACACCAGUCCUCAUCAGGCUAUGCAGGAGUACGUUGCUACAGUGAAAAAACUGGACCCUAACUGGAAUCCACAGACGACAGAGAAGAGGGGGAAAGAAAGCAAAACUGCGUUUGGAGGCCCUGUUGUCAGCUCGUUGUAUCAAGAAGAAACAAUCAGGGAAGAGGACAAGAACAUUUUUGAUUACUGCAGAGAAAACAACAUUGACUACAUAACCAAGGCCAUUCAAUCGAAAAAAGUGGAUGUGAAUGUUGCAGAUGAGGAGGGCAGGGCUCUGCUCCACUGGGCAUGCGACAGAGGACACAAGGAGCUCGUUUCAGCACUGUUGCAGCACGCUGCCGACAUUAACAGCCAGUUCCUCAGUAAAGGCACAGGUCACUGUACGAAGAUUUCACACCUGUCGUCAGUAAGUUUUCCAGUCACCCCUGGGCCCUCAGGGCCUUGGGAAGGAAACUUGAGAACCACAGCUGGAAAUCAGCAGGUUGGGAAGUUUGUUGCCAGUAGGAGUGAGUUUUAUUUUGCUCGUUUGUACGCACCUGUAACUUCAUUGAAAGUCAUGAAGCAUCCCGCACUGUCUGCAGUGAGGGCUGGUUGCUCUCUCUCAUACCUGUGUGAAUGUUGCAUCUGUGUGCUGAACUAAUUCACACCAGGCAGCUCAGCUGCCUGAAGUCGAUUUUGUUUCCUUUAAGAGUAGCACAAGAAGUGUGGCUGCUCCCCCAGCCUAUCUUUUCUCCUAGUCCCCUGCCAAAAGCCCCAGCAGGCAGCAGCUCUCCAUCUGCAUACCAGCAUGCUUUUGAGUCAUAGGACUUCUGGAGCCUGGGAUGGGGAGUAGCAGUCCCCUCAUAAUACCUUCACGUCCUCAUUGGGGGGAAAAAAAAAAAUAAUCUUUUCAAAUAGAGACAAUACAAACAUAAUAAAUGGCAGGGAGGGUUCAUCUCCCUCAUGACUCAAUCCUUCUCAAACAACAUUAUUAUUGACUGGCCUAUUGGUUGCCAAAAAAGAAAAUCAAUUGUACUAGAGGUGGUUGCUGUGCCACAGAUCAUGGUACUAACCCAGCAGAGACAGGUUGAUUUUUAUCAACUGAGCCCAAAGACUAAUUUCCACCAUUAGCUAAAAAUGAAGUAGGAAUUACGGAUGUGUUGAAGAUUGCUAAGAUUGGUGGCCAGUUGGUUUUGUUUGCAAGGCCUUUGCGUUUUCCUGUCUGACUCUUGAAUGAUUGCAUGUAUAGAGUAAAAAGAAGCCAGAAAAAGUCUGCAUGUCACUGCCUGCUUGUUUUCUUUUUAACUGCAUUUAUUCAGAUUUCACAGCAAAAAGGGGAACUACAUCAGCAUUGGCCUCAUGUUGGAGGUGCAGUGCAGACAAAGCUGUAGCCAGCUAGCAUGCAUCCAUCCCUUCCAUGCCUAUUUCUCUGUAUCUGAGAGAGGUGUUGAGGAGAUCAGCAUAGGCAUCCUGGUGGUUCUUUGUCAAGAGACACAGGUCCCAGGCUGCACUUUCACAGCUUUCCACUCCCCAUGGAAUGUGUGCAUGCCUGUGUAGCCCACCAGCUUUCCUGCAAACCCAUCUGUGCAAAUGCACCUAUAGACAAAAUGCCAGCCAUCAAAAUACUCCACUGAUAGGACCAUUCUAACCUUGUCAAAAUAAAAAUACCCGAGCUGUGAGCACUUUCAUUUAAUGUCCCAAUAUAAAUUUCCCCCUAAAUAUGCUGAAAGCUUGGCUAAUAAAAGCAUGAGGACCCUCUCCUGGAUCUGCAGAUUGCUGCAGAGGUUUGGCAUAGUUAUGCUCCCAGCAAGCAAAUACUGCAGGUUCUGCUGACCUGACCAUUGCUGCAGUGGGAAGGCACAAUGGCAAACAGAUGAAGAAACUAAACAAAGAUGAAAGGCAAAGCAAUGGGUAAUGAGAGCAGAAUUAUUAACCACAAUAGUUUUCUUCUUUCCUUACAGCCCCCAGUCCCUAUCUCAAUAUUUCUGUAGUCAGCUUUGCCAAGGAGAUCUCAGAAGACUGCAAGCUUAUACCCCUUCAGUCUUGACAUUGUUGCCAAUGGGUGUGAAAUCCAUUAGCCAAAAGAAAGGAAAGAUCUGCUUAGUGACAGAGGGUAGCUUUCUACAUUAAAGCAUUGACAUGGUGCCAGUCACACAGUUAUUAGAAGUGGCACAGCUCCAUGUCUCUCCUGCAGGUCUCUCUGUGGAAUGUAGAUUGGCAGCAGGUUGAAUGUUAAAUGGUCACCACUCAGCAGAUGCUGAUUUUACCUACUGGGAGAAAAGUCCCUUUCAGCAGAAGCAUUUGCAAAAUAUUUGCUGCUCUAAAUAUAUGCUGAGGGAUGCAGAGACUUAUCCCUGGGUUGCUCUUCAGCUUCUGAAGACACCUCAGGUCUCAGCAGCACAAGCUGUGUGUUAUAAGGACAAGAAGAAGUUUCCUUCUGCCUGUGCAUGCCGAUUUUUUGUUGCAUUGUCUCUUCACAUCUUCCAGCUUGACAUGUACAGCCUUUGUUUCUUCUGCUCCCUGUAGACAUAUGAAUCAUUGCUUCACUGCUGGUGCAGCAAAGCAGUUGGCACCUCUGCUCAGGCAGCGCGUGCAGCACUGCCUGCAAAGCAGGCUGAGACAACUGAGUGCUUCUGUGUUAUUCGAGUGGUCAUUUCAGGACCCAUGCAGCCCUUUCAACCUCUCCAUGCAAAACAAGCAUUUGAAAAAGUGAAAUCCAAGAGCCAGUCCUGAAGAGCCAGCAGUAGCCCCCACUGUUACACCCUCAAAAUCUAAAGCUGCUCUCAGGGUAAUCAGAAUGCAGAGAUUAAAUCCAAGGACCGGGUUUCUGCGAGUCCCUGUGAGGUUGUGUGGCACAUGGGCAUCACCUUGUUCCUUCAUAGGGGCACGGCCAGCACUGGCAUGCUAUGGCUGCAACCUCUGGGAGCACCCACAGGGACAGGCAGCAGGAGCUGGCUGUUAGGUGCCAUGUCCAUGCAUGGCACUGUGUUGGCUGGCGUGCUGUGUUGCAGAGCUGGAAGAGAGGUCUUAUUCCUUACUGUGUCUGUCUUUGCAGAUGCAGGAGUCAGCCUUACCUCAAAUGCCUCCCUGGGAGGACGUGGGAUGGUCCCAAGCCCCUUUGUCCCAGGGUCAUCUUUGACAUAAGCACAUGUUUAAGUCCCUGUAAUUUGUGAAGGCAUUGUUGGAAAUGCUUUAGCCCCUCAUUAAGGUGUUUGGUUAGCUGCACAAACAGGAUACCACUAGCAACCAAGCUGGUUUUUCAGGUGGACGCAUCACAUUGGAAUGGUCUGCGGCCUUGCUUCAUUUCCUAUAUCCCAGGCAUUGGGCUGUAUUGGAGAAACAACCUUUGCCAAGCAACCAGCUACUCUUUGCUUAGGAGAGGUAGUUCCUGGAGCAUUUGCAUUCAGCUUUCCCUGUUCUGAAGGAGCUAAAUUCCACCAGUGACCUUCUUCCUAAGGACUUUUCAGUAUGAGAAAGUCUGAUCUUGCUUCCCAAUGGAAUUCUGUACUCAUACAUUGUCAGUUGUCUUUUCCUGUUUGGAAAACAAACACUGAGCUCAUUGUUGGGACAUCUUGAAUUUGCUGGCUUUGAUGCAAAGAACUUCUGCUAGUUUUUCUAAAAAAAGAUGGACUUUUUUCCAGUACUUUGAAUGCCAGGACAGUGAUUUUUUUUCUUCUUUUUUUUUUUUUUAAUAAAGAUUUUAAGUCAGAUUUUGACUAAUUCACUCAUACCUGUUGCUUGGCUUCGUGGGUUGUAAGUGACAAAACAGAACUCAGAAUGGCAAAGCUCAUUUAGGAGAUACCUAUCCCCUGAUUUUUAUAUUUCUUUUCCGCAGCAGCUGUCAGUGCAGGACUCCUUCUAGCUCAGUAGCAUGUCUCCAGCAGUAGGAAUAGUGAAUGCUAAGCAGACAGAACAGGGUAAGCAGAAGGGAUUUUUUAAUGUAUUUACCUGAAGUCUGCGGCUUGGAGGAUCCUGAAUCAAUUCCGGUUUUUCUAGAUUUUUCUUUGAUAAGUUUCUCUCCCACCCCUUUGGAUCCAAAUCUUCUAUGCCAGGUGUAGCGCUGUGGCUUAGCUGUGCAUUUGCUUCCACUUGCCACAAGUAUUUCACGUGAUAGCCCAUCAUUCUGGUGUCAUGAGAAACAGUAAUUGUUUCCCCAGUUGCCUUUUCUGUUCUGUUGUUGACUUCAUCAGCCUCCUCGAGCCCUCUUAAUCACAUUUUUCAGAUUGAGAAGUUUAAUAGUAAAUUACUCAUUUAGUUGUACCCCUCUUGGAAGCUGUCUAGUAACGUUACACCUCUGUAAUGCUAUAAUAUGGGAUGGAAAAUACCACGAUAAUAGCAGGGUGGCAAAGUCUUUGAGUACACCAAGUGAGAACAAGCCCAAGUGCAGCAGCCACAGAUGUAGACACAAAGGAAAAGAGCUGCUUACCUUCAGAAGGCCUCAGCUAAGCAGGAAUCUUCAAAGGGAAACACCCUCACCUCCACUGCCAACCCUUAAAUGAGGUCUGGGAAGAGGUGGAUCCUGGCUCCAGCCCUUCUGGUCACUUAGGUUCAUUGCAUACACCUGAGCUCACCUACGUUGGCCCUGCCUUCCACCAGGUGCUCAGUUGCUGCCUCAAGCUCUGACUCAGCAUUUCUGGUACAACCUCCUAGAAUUAUUUCUAGUUCUUCCAUAGAAUCAUUAAGGUUGGAAUAGGCCAGUGAGAUCAUCUAGUCCAACCAUCAGUUCAUCUGUGUUUUCUUUCAGAUGUUGCUCUCUCUGUUACCCAGCUGUAAGGGCAGUAUGAAAUUUCACAAAGCAAUGUAAUAGUGCUUUCUUACUCCUCCUCUUUCUAUUAGUGCCUUCUUUUUGUUUAUUAACUACCUGAACACAGAGCUGGUGGUACCAUAGACAGCCCGUACAAAUCCCUUGGAACGACCACUAGCAAUUGUGUGCGUUCAUCUUUUAUUCCUAUUCAGCCUUUACCCCUGCAAUCAGCUCAGCUUGGCUAGAAUUGAUCACCCUGUCCUAAGGAAGGUUUCUCACCAAAUGAAGGCCUGAGCACAGGUGAAGCUGGAAGGUGCUUUGAAGCUUUCUGCUGCAUUUGUUCUCGGGUCAGGACCUGGCUAUCUGCAAGCUGAGUUCCAAAGCUUGAGAAAUUGGUAAACUUCCAUCAUCUAAAUCUGUUUCUCCUGUUCCAGCCAAUUAAACAUUAAAAUGAGCGUGACAAAUAAGUGUUCAUUUCUGGGUCAAUAACUCCGUAGUAUGUCUGUGACAUGACUGGCUGAGACAAUCCAUUUCAGUACAGUCCUGAGCAACCUGACAUCUUCAAGUAUGUAAUUGCUUUUAUACAGAAAGAGAAGUAAUAAGGAUAAUGUAGCUAUCAGGCCUCGACUCACCAGUUCAAAAACUUCCCCUUGCCAAUCAAAUUUCUUUGAUAUUCAACCCGUUUUAGUCUCGUUCCAAAGGCAUUCUUGUGCUGUCAGAAAAUAUCCUAAUUGAUAGAUGCAUUUUCUCCAGUGUUAGAUGUUACCUCCUUGAAGAUGCUCAGCUUUGUCCACCAGCCAAUUAACCAUCUGUAGGAAGAGUGCUUAGCACACGCUUUGUGGCACUAGGCAGGGUUGCCUCGUCCCUCCCCGUUCCCCUUCCCCUAUUAUAUAUAUAUUUUCUCAGCACUAUUAGAUUAUUAAAUGCUUAAUGACUAUUCCAUUCCUGCUAACUAUACUUUUGAUGAGCUGCAGCAAUAAAACUUUGGAACGGCAAA